Messenger RNA from Pisolithus orientalis, 258 nucleotides. RefSeq lists its product as uncharacterized. NCBI's taxonomy places the organism in Eukaryota, Fungi, Basidiomycota, Agaricomycetes, Boletales, Pisolithaceae. Gene Ontology annotation, molecular function: DNA helicase activity. Gene Ontology annotation, biological process: DNA repair; telomere maintenance. The record is from RefSeq and is a predicted model, not a curated record. The transcript has a single exon. The annotation marks the transcript as partial.
AUGAUUUCAAAGUGGUCUUUAGAUACUAACCCAGAACAGAAGCAUGCCUUUAUGAUAAUAACAGAGCAUAUGAUGCAGAACAACCCUGAACAGAUGUUGAUGUUUAUUAUGGGCAUCAGGGGGUCCAGGAAAAGCCACCUCAUCAAAGCAAUUGUAGACACAUUUAUGCAACAAGGUCACACAUGGGAGAUUCUGUUGUGCACUCCAAUGGGUAGUGCUGCAUGCCUCAUCAAUGGUUUCAUGAUCCAUGCACUCACC